UUGGAUAUCAGCAGUACAUCGAUAUAAUAAUAAAAGGUGCGAGAAGUGAAUAUAAUCUAUCUUCGUCAGAUUGGUCGUACGAAAUUCGUUUGUGGAAAGAUGUUUGAAAUCGGACGGAAGUAGAAUCGAUACUUCAGAAUUCGAUAGUGGCGAAAGUAUGGCCGAAAGCGGAUUUUCAUUUCUGCUAAAGACAAAACAGCAAACAACACAGUGAAACUCUAUUAUUAUGACUGAGUUAAAAGUACUUUAUUGUCUCCUCCUGUUAACGUUUUUUGAGCUGACGUCACAAAUUCGACCGUCCUUACAUGGGCACAAUAAUGCCUUUGUACAGGAUGACAAUGAUGUUCAAUACCUUUUGGACAACAUACCUAUGUCUGUGCAUAAGGAUUUUACCAAUACAGUACAUGGGGCUGGGGAUGCACAAUCAAAUGAAGAUAAAACACAAGAUACAUUAUCUUAUGUUCAUUUUGAACCACAUGUUUUGGACUUUAAAGAGAGACAACUUGGUAUACCCCACCAAGAAACUGUGAUCUUGUUUAAUAAAGAUCAUAACAAAACAAUCCAUCUUUUAUCGAUUUCCGGAAAUACACGUCAUUUCCAUUCAUCAUUCUUUCGAAGCAAAAUAAUACCACCACUGGGGAACACAACAUUCGAUGUUGUUUUUCUUGGUCGAGAAGAAGGCGAUAUUGAUACGCAUCUUUUUAUACAUACUACAGAUGGAACUAUAAAAUACCAAGUAAAAGGAAUAAGUGUCAGUAGUCCGUAUCGACUCAGACCUGUAGUGGGUGUUAAAUUACCUUUAAAUGCAACAUUUACUCCACUUAUAUACAUGCACAAUCCACAUGCAGAAGCUUUACAAGUUCUAGAAGUAUAUAGUAGUGGUGGAGAAUUUCAGCUAGAAUUGCCAUCAGGAGAGGCAGAAGGUUCGCGCGAACUAUGGGAAAUCCCACCAUAUCAGACAAAGCCUAUUAUAAGACUACAUUUUAAUGCUUACACAGAGAAAAAUCAUACCGCGUAUAUUAGACUUAAAGUAAAUAAUACAUCAGAAGUGCUUGUUGUAACGGUUGAAGUUGAAGUGAAAGGUGGGGCUGGUCUUCAUUGGGGUGGAAGCUCCGGUGUAAUCAAUUUAGGUAUGGGUGGAUCGUUACAACCUCCUAUACAGUACCCUAUUGCUUUAAAGAAUUCGGCAAAGAAACCAAUUAAAAUUAUGAAUAUAAUUAAUACACCUGUGUCGAAAGCGUUGAAACUUCAUUUCGAACAAGCGAUAAUUCCAGGUGACACAGACAUACCGAUUGCGAUUGGAGCACUAAUUUAUGACUGGAAGACUGGUUUAGAGUUACAGCAUUUUAAAGGGAAACUAGUGAUUAAGGCGAUAGGUCCCGGUGGUUCUAGUCAGAAAUUAACAAUACCAUGGAUAGCACAAGUUCUACAGGGUGGACUAGAAGUAAACGCAUCAAUUACACAUUAUUGUUCUCUCCAAUCUAAUCAAGCGCGAAACUUCAGCGUUGUUAAUAAAUUUAAAUUGCCGUUAGCUAUCACGAAUGUCACAAUGUCAUCGCAUGUAAAGUCACUUUUCACGAUAAAAAACUUUACUCCGAGGGUGAUAAAGCCGGAACAAAAGGUCAAUAUUUUUUCAUUGCAACUUGCCAAAGAUAGGAAAACGGAUAACGUCAAAAUGGAGUCGUCGAUUUUAAUUCAUUCGAAUGUUUCCGUAACCGAAGUUCCUUUACUCAGUUACGAUGGAAAAGUAAGAAAAAUUGUUCCCGAGGAACAAGAAAACGACGAGGGCACAAUGAAUUUCGGCACAGUGGGGAGCGGGACUGAGAACGAAGCUAUUUUCGCUCUGGAAAAUCAAAAUCCAAUCAAUAUAGACUUACAUGGAUGGGGAGUGAAUAUGCCCGGUGCAGUAUUGGAACUCAUGGGUUGUAAAAGAGGUCCGGCGGAUUUUUUAGACAAAGAGCUUCGUAAUAUAACUGUGUGUAGUCACACCGGCAAUCAAUACAUAAAACCCGGUUACUUAGCCAUUUUUAAAAUUAAAGUGAAAACUUCAAUGGUCGAAGAAGACACCAUCGUAGGCGACGUAUUCGUUAGGACGACCUACGAAAGAUUCAUUUUACCAGUUUAUAUGCGGGUGGCGUACGGAAGACUCUCGUUGAAGAAACUUAUUUUCACAGACUGUUUUCCUGGGUCUAUUUGCGUGCAACAAGUAAAAGUGUAUUCGACGUUUGUAAGGCCCAUGCAGGUGACUCGAAUCGUGCCUGUUUAUAAAGAUAAUAGGAUAAAGUAUAUUCCAUUGGAAGAAGCAUCGAUGCCAAUUAUAACAAAAGGUGAAAACUAUGUUGGGUCAGUUAGGAUUGAACCAUCGGUGACCUGCAAGCAUCAUUGUUAUUUAGGUCUGUCGUUAGAUAGUAAUGCUGGCAGACAGUGGUUAAACACCUUGGCCCUUCCAUCGCACACAAGAGAUUCCGAUUUGAAUUUAUUGAACAGCAGAUACACGCGUUUUCUUAAUUCAACGGGCGGUCGUUCAUGGCAGAAUAUAACAAUGCGUUUAGACACUACGGAAGUUCGCGGGCACAAAUUUUACUUGAACAUAAAACCAUAUUGGCCCAGUUUAUUGACUGGCUUCGGUAACAAUAAAAAUAAAGUCGCUUUAGUGUUUCCAUUGACGCAAGUCGGGAAUACUUCUUACAGCACGAUUAAACUAUACAAUCCGAGUACCAAUCCUUUGAUACUACAGUUGGUAAUGGAUUGGAAUUACCCACAAGGGACAAGGCUUUAUCAUUCGUUACCGGCCAAGUUUAAGUUCGCGUGUGUAGAAUGUGGGUCUACAGUUGCGGAGGAGUUUAAGUUAGAAGAGAAUGUAGAGGAUCGUGAACAUUUUGAAAGAGAAUGGGACGUUACGGUAGCGCCGCAGUCGAUUCCCAUAUAUUUAAAACGCUCGGAAUCGAAAACUAUACGAGUGUCAUACACUCCUUUCUCACCCACUUUAUCAUCCGCACUUUUAUAUAUUAGGAACAACAUGACCAUUUUGGAAGUAUUGCGUAUAAUGGGCCAAGGGGCGAAUGCACAAUUCAGAUUCGGGAACCGGAAGCCCGGCUCCACUACACCUUUACUCUUCGAACUCGCAGAUAAACAUCUAAAAGAUUGUGAACGAGAACGAUCUAAACGAAAUCCCGUACCCAAUCUGACGGUGAAGAGAUCUUUUAUGGCUAGGAACACGGGAGAGCUUCCCGUAGACGUCUACGACUUUUACAUAAACGGCCUGCGUUGCGAGGGUUACGGAUUCAAAGUAUUGAAUUGUAUGCCAUUCAAGCUAAAUCCAAAUGCGACCAAGAAGAUCGAGAUUGCGUUCACGCCAGAUUUCACAUUGUCACGGAUUGAAAGGAAGCUUUUCAUAUCGACGAGCUUAGGGUCAGACAGUGAUAUUCAAAACGGCAUGAUGACGCUGAAUUUACUCGCCACUCUUCCUCCGUACUCGUUGGACGAUUGUACAUCCGCGUUGACAAGGCCAUCAUGGGAGUAUGGUGUUCAAUGGGCAGCUGUGAGUCUUUCGUCGAUUCUGUUAACAUGUAUACUUGCCAUUUCGUUUCUCGAAGCAGACAGAAUAUUAAGAGGAGCUUUGGCUAGUUUUUCGAGGGAGAGUCCAGUCCAGGCCCCGUUCGAUUUAAGAUUGCUGUCGCACAUGCCUGUGCACUCGACACAGGAGACCUCCCUGAAGGAGAAAUUAAUGACUGAAGAGAGACCAAAGGUGGCGAAGAAAGAGGAUACGUACCCGGACUGGGCGCUAAUGAACGUGAAAAAAUACAAGGAGAAGGAAAACGUGCAGAAAGGACUAAAAAUUCCUGACUGGUCCACGGAGGAAGAACGUAGGUUUAAAUUAGACACCGAAACGAAGGACCUGUUGUCCUUUAAACGCAGCGAAGAGUCGUCGUUAGAUAACAGUAAUAAUGCGAUAAGCAAUAUUGCGCUUGGCGCGAAGAAAAGGAAUAAUAAGAGGCAGAACAACGCACCGGAAAUUCAAACGGAUAAUUGCAUGGCAGAGAUUGCGUUUCCGGAUGUUCAAGUAUCGCAGGAGAAGAAAUAUAGCGUGAACGCGUAUAUGAAGUCGAGUCCAGUAACUAACAGGAAAGGAAAACCUAGUCUAGUUGGAACGGCUAAAGAUGAGACGAAACUGAUUGAUCACGAGGUUCAAGUUGACACAACGGGGCUGUUGAACAACGCUCGAAGUAGUAAACUAGACGGCAAAAGAAAACAAACUACCGUUGGGAAUAGUAAUAACAAUCAAGUUUCUUUUAAGAAAUAUGAUACGAACAGUAGUCAAAGGAGUGUUCAUCUUUCGGAGGAAGAAACGUCUUCUACAACGACGGAGAGCUCUGUUCAAGAUGAUCCACCGCCAUGUAAGAACUUUGAUCAGCCUUGCGGAAAGUCCGAGAAGUUACAAAGAAAACCUGCAACCAAGAAGACCAAGCCGCAAUCAAUCACGCCUGUGCCAUGUGUGGACUAUAGGGAUAAUUACGAAGGUGAUUGCGACGACGACGAGUACGACAAAGAGAGGCACAAUAAUCCGAACAGGUGGAAAACGAGUACAACGAGAUCAUCUACCAUAAAGCACCACAUUCACUCGUCCCGCACUGUUGAGUCGUCGUUUAAAUUACCUCGACAGAACAAGAAUCCGCCUAGGAAGGAUAAGGGAUCUCAGAAACGUCGCGGUACGGACAAAACUCAUAUCAAAGCAACAUCGUUGAACGGAGGCGCUAGCCAAAGGGAGGAUUCGUCACGAACUUUGGGUACCGUUUCUGUUCCAUUACCACCGCCCCCAUCUUGUUGGGGCGAAAAUCGAGCCAGAUUUAGCGAUGUCGUGGCGAGGAGUCAAGAGAGUAUAUCUCCAUUCUCAAGCUUAAAUAAGUUACACAAACCUCAGACGACCACGCAUAACUUGUCGAUGGUCUACAGUAACGAUACCAAAGAUGUAGGUUAUACUAAACAACAAUCAAGUCAAGAGGUGAUACAGAGCACGAAGGAAUACAGAAUGGUAUCGAGUUCCCCACGUCUCUGUGUUCAGUCUGUUGAAAAGGAGAAGCCGCUUAGUCAGGAUCCCUUAAAAAUACAGAACACAUUGCAACAUUCUAAUAGUUAUUUUAUGAACGCGUUCACUGAACCACCGUUUGAACGGGAACUAGUGCCGUACGACGAUCUUCCAGAAACGGACGAACCUUUGAUGGAAUUAGAAAGCCCCGAAGAAGAUACGCGGUGUCAGUUAUGGGAAGACAGUAAUCCCAUGUUUAACGUAUUGUCGGAUAGUACAAACGGAUAUCAAUUUGAAUCGUCAAAAUCCUCGGAAAAGCCUUCUUCAAUGUUGACAGACACUUUGAGGGACAACUGGAUGGCAAUCGAAACAAAUUGGGAACCAUUAUACACAAGGGCAGCAGUCGGAGAAGAAAGAAGUUGUGUUUGGGGAGUGAACACAGGUGGUAUAUGGGCUGCGGGUCCAUGGGGAGCGGCUACACCACCUGUAACUUCACAAUUAUCCUCAUUACAGACGGAACCAGACACACAAGAAAGAUCGGGCUUCGAUCCGUUUCGUUCUCUUAGUACAAUAUGGACACCGUCAUCCACAGAAUCUUGGAAGAAGAAGCACGAAGACUAAUCUUGUUCCCAAUAAUUCUCGAUACUCGAUAUUAUGUCUUGUGAUAUCGUAGACUUGGUUGAUCGAUUUUCUUUUCUAAUGCGGAAAGUAACAACGUAUUUAUUAGCGACACUUUUGUGAUCGACAACGCU
Messenger RNA from Dufourea novaeangliae, 5778 nucleotides. It is a transcript of the gene Tmem131, whose product is annotated as transmembrane protein 131. The transcript has 23 exons. The coding region runs from base 227 to 5647 and encodes 1806 amino acids. Gene Ontology annotation, cellular component: membrane. NCBI's taxonomy places the organism in Eukaryota, Metazoa, Arthropoda, Insecta, Hymenoptera, Halictidae. The record is from RefSeq and is a predicted model, not a curated record.